CGCAUGGCAUGCCAUCACGAUCUCCGCACCGAAUCUGUAAGACCCCAAACACUGCCAUCUUGACCCAUCAUAGCAAUCCAGCAACAAGCAAAGAGAGAGCGAGAGAGAGCACAUCAUGGCAUCGCCAAUUGAACCUUUCAAGAUCAACGUUCCCGACUCAGCCAUCAAGAGUCUCCAAGACAAACUCGGACUUACCACAUGGCCCGAUGAGGUCGAUUUCUCCAAUGACUGGAAUUACGGCGCGCCUUUGGCAGACAUCAAGCGGCUGGCGACCUACUGGAAGGACAGGUUUGACUGGCGCGCUCAUGAGCACAAGCUCAACCAACUCCCGCAAUUUACUACCGCGAUCAACGUCGACGGCUUCGGCGACCUGCAAGUCCACUUCCUCUAUGAGAAGAGUCCAAAGCGUCCCAGCAUCCCGCUCCUCUUCUGUCACGGCUGGCCGGGCAGCUUCUUAGAGGUCGUGAAGAUUCUGCCUCUCCUGACCAAUCCUAUGGACCCGUCCCAGCCAGCUUUCGAUGUCGUGGCGCCAUCUCUGCCGAAUUUCGGCUUCUCCUCAGCAACAAAGAAGCCAGGUUUCACCAUCCAGCACUACGCCGAGGUCUGCCACAAGCUGAUGCAGAAGCUGGGCUAUCAGCGCUACGCCACACAGGGCGGCGACUGGGGCUGGGCCGUGACGCGCAUGAUGGGGCUGCUCUACCCCAAACACUGCCUGGCCUCGCACCUCAACUUCGUGCGCGUAAACAACCGCCCCUCUUUCCGCAGCAAUCCCCUGCUUUACAUCCAGGACCUCCUGAGCUCGUACACUGAAGCCGAAAAAGCAGGUCUUGCUCGCACGAAGUGGUUCAUGGAGGAAGGCUUCGGUUACAAUCUAGAGCAGAGCACCAAACCGUCGACACUAGGCUUUGCGCUGGCAGAUUCGCCCGUCGCCGUUCUGGCAUGGAUCUACGAAAAGCUACACGAUUGGACAGACUCGUACCCGUGGACCGACGACGAGGUGCUGGAGUGGGUCAGCGUGUACCAAUUCAGCACCGCCGGGCCGGCGGCGAGCGUCAGGAUCUACUAUGAGAACAUGCACACAAAUGCUAAGUUCACGAGGAAGAUCAAUGGCUAUGUUCCCGACGUCAAGCUAGGCCUCUCGUACUUCCCCAAGGACUUGGUGGUGCCGCCUCGGACUUGGGGACGCACGCUUGGGCCUGUGGUGUACGAGAAGGUCCAUCCGGACGGCGGGCACUUUGCGGCGCACGAGAGGCCUGAGGAGUUGGUGAAGGACUUGAGGGAGAUGUUUGCUCAGAGGGAUGUAGCACGGGGAUUAGCUUCUGAAGCCUAAGUCGUACUUAAGGACAAUCAGUCAUUAGAGUUAUCUAUGUAACCCCCUUCCUAUCUCCUAUCCCACCCCCAUGAGACCGUUGAGAGAGGACUCGAUUUGUAUGGCUAUCGAAACUCUGCGGCUUUAGCUCAUGCCUUCAAGCUCGUUCCCUUUCUAUUUUAACCAAGUUUGACUUUUCACUCUUUAAUAUUCUAAGUGCGAGACACUUAUGGAGAUGUUAUCGUGAACUGGAUUCGGGGCUUGGGUGAGAAACGAUAUCGGAUGACUGGGAGCCUGUAGAAAAAUGGAUUAAUAGCAUUCACCUUAUCGGGCUUGGUACAGGACGAUAUCCAAU
Molecule: messenger RNA, 1664 nt
Organism: Chaetomium strumarium
Lineage: Eukaryota; Fungi; Ascomycota; Sordariomycetes; Sordariales; Chaetomiaceae
Product: Alpha/Beta hydrolase protein
Exons: 1
Coding region: 116-1330 (404 amino acids)
Biological process (GO): epoxide metabolic process
Molecular function (GO): epoxide hydrolase activity
Source: RefSeq, a predicted model, not a curated record